Molecule: messenger RNA, 24402 nt
Organism: Columba livia (rock pigeon)
Lineage: Eukaryota; Metazoa; Chordata; Aves; Columbiformes; Columbidae
Gene: FGGY
Product: FGGY carbohydrate kinase domain containing
Exons: 18
Coding region: 384-1907 (507 amino acids)
Biological process (GO): pentose metabolic process; carbohydrate phosphorylation
Cellular component (GO): cytoplasm
Molecular function (GO): D-ribulokinase activity
Source: RefSeq, a predicted model, not a curated record
UGCGCGGGGUGCCGCGCGUGCGCAGCCCCCUCAGCGAAGCUGCGCCCUGAGGAGAAGCCGGGACGGAGGCGGAGAGAUGGCGCCGGGGCCUCAACCAGAUGAACCAGGUGCUGUUCAAUCUCCGAGUUCUCUAAUGACCUUGCAAUGAUACUGUAAAUCCACCUCCCAUCCAGUGGCUACUUGCAAACCAGGGCUGAACGUGCCUGAAGGAGAGGACAGAAUUGUCUGGGAGACAGACAUCAGGAUUUCCUCCCCGCUACCCUUCAUCAGACUCUGCCAACUCCCCAGACUUUCCUUGUUCCAGAAGCUUGGCUUGAGUUAGGAGGAAAGCCCAUAACUGUCCCUUAAGAGUCAAAUUGCAUCAGUCCGGAUUUUAUUAAAAAAUGCACAGUGAGAAGCAGGCUCCAGUAAAAUACUACGUUGGAAUUGAUGUUGGGUCAGCAAGUGUUCGCGCAGCUUUGGUGGAUGAGUUUGGGACAGUAGUGGCACAUGCAGAUCGGCCAAUCCAAAUUUGGGAGCCCCAACCAGACCACUAUGAGCAAUCCUCUGCAGACAUAUGGGCUGCUUGUUGCUCAGUCACAAAGAAAGUUGUCUGUGGAGUAGAUGCCAGCUGGAUUCGAGGCGUUGGUUUUGAUGCUACGUGUUCCCUUGUUGUUGUGGAUAAACAGUUCCAACCUUUGGCGGUCAACUGUGAAGGACAAAACUACAGGAAUGUUAUUAUGUGGAUGGACCAUCGUGCAGUCAGUCAAGUUGACCGCAUCAAUGCAACGCAACACAGGGUCUUGAGCUAUGUAGGGGGAGUGAUGUCUGUGGAAAUGCAGCCACCUAAAUUGCUGUGGAUAAAGGAAAACUUGCAGGAAUCAUGCUGGGACAAAGCAGGCUACUUCUUUGAUCUUCCGGAUUUCUUAUCUUGGAAAGCCACAGGUGUCACUGCAAGGUCCCUCUGUACAGUAGUGUGCAAGUGGACGUACACUUCAGAUGGUGGUUGGGAUGACAGUUUCUGGAAAAUGAUUGGUUUGGAAGAUUUGGUGAAGGAUAAGUAUGAAAAAAUAGGAAACCACGUCUUGUCUCCUGGAGAGCCUGUUGGAAAAGGUCUAACACCAGAAGCUGCAAAAGAUCUCGGUCUCCCUGAAGGGAUUGCAGUAGCGGCAUCGCUCAUUGAUGCACAUGCUGGAGGACUAGGAGUAAUUGGAGCAGAUGUGAAAGGCUAUAACCUGCCAUGUGAGAACGAGCCAAUUACAUCCCGAGUUGCCAUGAUCUGUGGAACAUCUUCAUGCCACAUGGGGGUCAGUGAAACUCCCAUUUUUGUGCCUGGUGUUUGGGGACCUUAUUUCUCUGCAAUGGUACCUGGAUUGUGGCUGAAUGAAGGAGGUCAAAGCGCUACAGGAAAAUUGAUAGAUCAUGUUGUCCGAGGCCAUGUCGCCUUUCCAGAAUUACAGUCAAAAGCUGCAGCCAGUGCUCACAGUAUAUAUACAUACUUGAACAGUCACCUGGAUGUAAUUAAGAAAUCUUUGCCUGUGGGUUUCCUCACUGUUGAUCUCCAUGUUUGGCCAGAUUUCCACGGUAACAGAUCUCCCUUAACAGAUCUGACACUAAAGGGCAUGGUUGUUGGACUAACACUGUCUCGGGGUCUGGAUGAACUUGCCCUUAUCUACUUGGCCACGAUUCAAGCCAUUGCUUUAGGAACAAGACAUAUUUUGGAAACUAUGCAGGCUGCGGGGCAUCACAUCAACACGCUGUUUCUGUGCGGUGGACUGAGCAAGAACCCUCUCUUUGUGCAGAUGCACGCUGACAUUACUGGCAAGCCUGUUGUCCUGUCCAAAGAAGUGGAGUCUGUUUUGGUGGGUGCUGCUAUUCUGGGAGCUUGUGCUUCUGGGGAUUUUGCAUCUAUACAGGUAAUUCCAUGAAGGAAAGAUUUAUAACCACCAUCUCUCAUGCCUGGUCACCAUAUGUUGUUGCUUCAAAGAAUGUCGUCUUCCUCGUUGUCCUCUUCAUCUACUCUCCCUGAAUUUUUCUGCUCUGUGGUAAAACUGAAUUAAAACUAUUGAUCUAUGCAAAAAGAAAUUAAAACAUGCAGUGUGGUAAGUUCUUCCCCAUUUCAUCUUUUGGUUAUUUAGGCUCUAGAAUCUCUGGAAAGGGGAGAAAAUCUUCACAAUUUCUUCUUGCAAUUUCUAUUAUCUUCUCAUUUGCCCCUACAAAUGCUACACCCUUUUUCUUCUGGUGGUUUUGUUGUAUCUUGAUUCUUGUGCCUGGCUGGGUCACAGGAGACAGUCCUGUGUAAAAUAGUGUGACAUAAGGAUUUUUGAAAUAUACACUGGAUUUUUUAAUUUUUGUAAUAUAUGCUGCAUUGAAUGAAAUAACCUUAACAUUGCUGUCGUAUAUGGGUGAAUUUUUUGGUUCUAACCAUUCCUUUAAUGCUGAGCAGCAGGGUCCUGGUUUUCAGUGUGACUGUUUCUAUAGUAAAAAUAUAGUUUCCGGUUUCGCAAGCCGGCAAUUCCUUCUCAGUGAAAAUGUUCAAUAAAUAAAUGUCAAAGUUUCCAGUAUAUGCUCAUUAUUCUGCCUCACUUGUGUGUAAUUGAAAAUGGGAAGAAGGUGCUGUUUGAUUUGGCAGUCAUCCAGCUCUUUUUGUUUUUUUUUUUUGAUAACCUACUCUUUGGGACAAAGCUGGACUCCAGGGAACAGAAUUAUUGUCUUAUAAAAUCCGGCAGCCCACUGACUAUUCCUUAAUUGCAUAUUAAAGCAAUUAAUAAAAUUACCUGAAUGAAACCAGAUUACCAGAUUUAUUUUGCAUUUGCUGUUUUAACAUGGGUCAUUGUUACAGGCUGAUAUGGAAGGGAAGAAACUUUGUAUGAUUUUCUAUGAUACAUUUUACUGGUAACUUUCUGUAAUCAGUUCUUUGUAGUCACUUUGGUGUAAAACAUUGAGCUAGAAAUCAGAGUCUACAUGACUGCAAGGUUUUUCUGGUAUAAAAUUGACUUCUAAGGGAGGCAUAGUCUUGUCUUUGUUAGUUUUGGUUGUUCUGCAAGUUGGUGAUAUAUCCUGCAAAAAGAUAGGUGAAAGCUUUUUCAGAGUGGAUUAGAGACAUAUGAAAAAUACCUGGAUUCUGUAGAAAGAGGUGCUAGGGAAUUCCCCAGUGUGAAAUAGCUGAAUUGUUUAGCAGUAGUAGCACUUAAGUCAGUGAAGUCCCCUGAGGAUAACAGAGGGCAUAUCUAUUAGUGAGAUAUAUCACAGCCAGGAAUUUGAAGUCACGAUGCUGCAGGUAAAAUGAUUCACUUACAGCUCUGGGCGAAAGGAAUUCAAAAGAGUUUUGUUUGUGCACCGCUUGAUUAUGCUUAAUUUAAUGGACAUCACCUCUCAGUUGUGUAAGGAAGUUGUUGGGUGGUAUAGCAUAGGGGAUGAAAUCAAAUAAUAAAACCUGCAGAUAACUCAGGGUUUAUAAAGAUCCGCCAGGAAUAACGUGUGAUAUGCAGUAUGUUGGCCUCUUAACAACGAAAAUGUUACUGUCCUGAAUGUGAAGAAGUUCUUUAGUACAACGGUUAGUCCACGAACUCAGUAACGGACCAACUGGCAAUUGUGAAUUGACAACAUUUCAUUAAAAAAGCCCAUAAAUGUACUGGGACAUACUCAAAGUUUCUGCUGACAGAACUGGAGGGGAUGAGGCCACUUCCAUUUCCGGAUUCGGCAGUCUCUGGUGUAAUUUUGUUCCACUUGGUUCAAGGGACAUGCCUCAGUCCAUGAUCUGACCCUCUGUUCCUCUUCCAAAGCAUUACCUGUCAGGUCCUGGAUUGAAAUUAAUAGAAGUGUCUUGUUGAUUUCCAUAUUUUCAAAAGCAAGAACUGAGUGAAAGAUCAUGGAGUCGAUAGUUUUUUCCUUAGAAAUGGUAAUAACUUGGGAAAUCAAAAGAGGAAAUAAAAUUACUUCUCCCUGUUGAGUUAGGGAAUUUUGCCUUCCCUCAUCUCAUUAAAAAUUUAAAGCACUCUUGUUUUUGAGCAGGGUGAAUUAGUAAUUAAGUGCUAUAAUCAACUUAUGUAAACAUAAUCUUGAAGGAGAGCACCUAAUUAAUCAUGUUGUUGGCUUGCCUUACCUAAUUAAUGCACCUUUUAGUAAAGGUCUUCCUGCUGUGUUGGGGUGGGUUUUUUUUUCUCCUGUUCCCUUAAUCAGAGGAUUUUGGAAAGGCAGAGGAAGGAGAUGGUUGUUCUUAGGCACCAUGCUGUACACAAGGAGUGUGUGAAGAUGCUGUGAUCUUGUCUUCCUUUUCUUCAAAAGCUCCACAUUUGUACAUGUGGAGUUUAAGCCCAGGGUUUAGCAGAGCCCAUCCUUGGGCAAGGGUAGGUGACAGCUCUUGCUUUUGUAUUGGUUGAGUGUGACCUCUUCAUCUAAGUGAUUUAAAAAAAAAAAUCCUUCCUGGAUUGUAUAUGAUCAGUCUCAAUUGACAGGACAUAGGUUCCGUUAAAAAUUAACUUUAAAUUUCAGUGCAUAGCUUAUAUAUCUACUGUUAAAGACAGUGUUCUAAUGGCAAAAAAGUUCAGUCUUCCCAGUCCAUUCGCUUGUUGUUCUUUUACUUAUGACUGGCAGCAAAGUUUUUGAGGAAUGUGACAGUUCAUGAUAUGGACUCCACUGCUUGCUGAGAACCAAACUGUUUUCCACGUAAACAUCUGAGAUGUUUGAUGACUGUGGAGUGUAUUUGCAGCUAACCAGGCCUGGACUCAAAGCAGUGACUCAGCAGUAGCAGAACUCUAUCUCUCUACCUCUUCCCUUGGUGUUUUGACACUGAAAUACAUCUUUGCCUAAUUGAAAGAGGGUUUUUUUUCUUGCAUAAUAAAGUUAGAUUCAAUAUGGCAUGCAUGAAACCACCAAGAUACUGGCAAUGCCUCUGGCUUUUGUAUAGGGUCAGCUGCCUUCUUACCAGAAACCUUUAGAGAAAUAUAGAUGAGAGAGGAAAAUUAAAAGGCAGUGAUUUGAUGGCCUCUGUCCAGUUCCUUGUGGCCUAGUGUUUAUGGUACAAAGAGUGCCUUUCUAGUUAGCAUAUUUUGGCCUUACUGUCAGAAGUCUUUGCAGUAAGGGUAGAAAGCAAAUGAAUCACAACUACUCUUUUGCCCUAAGGAUGAUCCUUCUGUAUUAAAGCUGAGAAAUACAAAUGCUUGUCUGUCUGUGCCAAGCACAAAAUGAGCUUUCAAUCAGUUUUGAGAGUGUGAUUUCUAGUUUUUGUUUUUCCCCACUUUUCAAGCCACAAUAAAUAUGUAGAAGCAUUUCUACUUUCUUUCAGCUGACUUUGGUGGACAGGAUUUCUGUAUGGUUGGAAAUGCGUUCUUGGUGGGAGUUAAAUCACACAUACAAGCACCACCACUUAGAGAGCCAAACAGCUGAGAUGUGGCUGUAGUUGAUAGCACAAUGUUUUCACAAAAGUGCUAAGAAAAGUACCCUCUGUCUUGUUGCUGUUUACUGACAUGUGAUACUGGUUGACAUCUGUUGCCCUUCUCAUUUGAGGACUGUUUGCUUUACUAACUUUAACAUUUCCACAUUGCUAUGCUGUCAAAGUGUAGACACGCAAAUCUCCUUGGAGUCCCCAAGGUCCUUUUAUGAGAAGCAGAGCUGCCAUCAUUUGAUAUCAUCCUGCUGACUGCCUUUUAUAUUGGAGUUGGGAGGAAUUAUUCAGUUGCUGCUAAAUGUUCUUGGUGGAGUGCAAUGUCUAAUGCUAUAUGUUGUCAUACGUUUGAUGUAUUAUCAGAUCAGUACAUGCUGUACAGUAGUGUUUGGUUCAUUGUCACGCUGGGUGAUUUGUAUUUGUUUUAUAUCACUUGAAAUUAUUACAGGUAAAAACUUGUCUAAGAAAUGUCAAAGUUUGUUGUAGCAGGUCAUAUCGCUACUGAAAUGACAGAUGAUAGUCCAUAAUCAUAAUGCAAAAUUCUCAGUUAAUGUAAAUCAGUAUUGCUCCAGGUUUUCAGAGGAGUGACACCAGUUUACUCUGGUGCCCUGAUCUAAUCAAGCACUUAGGUACAUCAUCUGACUUUCAAGUAGGCAAGAAGCUCAGCUGAAGAUAAGCAGGACUGCCCCUGUGCUGAAGUGCUUUACUGGAUCAGAGCCCAAACAGGGAUCUGACACACAGUUCAUGGGUAGAUGACACAUCUUGAAAUGAUAAAGGCUGUUACAGCUCUUGCAAUUGGUUCAUAUUGUUACCCAUUCAGAAACAAGCUGUGGAUGCUAUAGGUAAUAGGAUACAAAGGCAGUGUCUUUUGUGAAGUGCUGUCCUUUUGUGGAGACUCCAUUUUAAAUGUCAUCCAGUACACACAUUCAGAUUUGGAAUUUCUCAGUAACUCCUUAAUGACAGGGAAAGGCGGCUGCAGUAAGUCAGUGUAAUGUAUUGGCUAUAACAGAGCUACCCAUUUACAUUAGCUGAGUAUUUGGCACCAAAGUACUAAAGUUGGAGGCAACAAUCUCAGAAAUCCAGUACUUGUGUAGCCAUAUUACUUUUCUAAAAGUAGGUGGUUUCAUGAAAUAGCACACUAAUGAAAUUAAGCAUGGCCUUUUAUUUGGGCAUCAGUGGAAGAAGAUGGGCACUGUGUGUUAGAAUAUCACUGUGAAUUACCUGUUCAUUAAUUCUGAGAGUGGUGAUAUUUUGUUACUUACUUUUUACAUGUAUAAGUCUAGACUGGAAAGGUCAUAAAGACCUCUCAGAUACUUGAAUGACCAAAAAUAUCUAUUUAAUCCUCUGUUUUUAUGCUGAAGGUGUAGCCAGCUUUGUGCAUUGGCACAGCUCUGUUGCCUUCACCUCCAUUCUGUACCUUGUGUGCUCAUACCUGUUUACUGUGUUAGAAGCAACUGUAUGUAUACAAAUACAGUCUCUCCUGUCUGUAGGCUCAACACAUAUAUGGUUAUGCCUUUUAGCUUUUAAUAAACUCAUGUCAGCUGAUGUUGGCAAAGAAUAAGAUUUAGUGUAUUGUUAAUCUGCAGAAGUUGAGACUCUUACUAAACCAAUGGUAUUCUUCUAAUCUGUCAGUCAGCACAAGACCUGGCAAGCAAGAGAAAAUACGCAGCCUAGAAUAGUUCAGGUUCUGCUGCUGCAUAUUUUGUAACAAACCAUGAAAUAACUAUGGUGGAGUUUGCUCGAGGAGAUGUACAAUUACUUGAUUUUUUUUUUCAAGCAGACUGCGAUUAGGUUGUAGAUGUAGUUUAAUAAUAUCACAACCUUAGAGCUUUUCUAGCUUGCUGGCCCUGUCUGUUCUUGAGGAAAACCAUAAAUAUGAGGGAACUGUUAAUAUGUCUUUAUAGCAGACAGAUACUUUCUUUAAAAUAUACUGUGAUCUAUCUCCUUUCUAUUUUAAGGACAGAUGUUACCCACAUACUUGGAGACAUAGCUGAAGUCAUUUGGACCUUGGACUCCCCUUCUGUCCAGGCCAUUUAAGCAGGGAAACGUGUGACAGCAAUAUUUUGUAGGAAGGAUGAACACAAAGGAGGAUACCACAGAUCCUUUGUAACCGUCAGCAGUCAGUAAGGUCCUUUUCAGAGCAUGUCUUGCUUAAAUGAUGUUUGGGAUGUCAAAAAGUUAAAAUCUUUCUGCCCUCAUGUCUUCAAUAGCUGAGCAGAACAACCUUCAAGUUAUGCACUGGAGAAUUGGAAACUCAAUCUGGGUACAUGGUGAGAUUAAUUUUCCAUCUGGGAUUUGCACUCUUGCUAUGUCAGCACAGGGGAUCAGACUGUUCUGCAGCAAAGCGCAAGCAUGUAGAGCCGCAGCACUAGCUGUCUGAAAUGCUUCAGGUUUUUUCACAACACUUUUUUUGAAGGACAUUAUGAUCACUUGGCCACGGGAUUUGAUGCCACUAGUUUGUAUCGCUAGAACAUAGUUUUACCACCCUAUAGUUGAAGAAGUUUUAUAACUUGCAUAUACUAUGUUGUCCUUUUUCCUAAAGAUGUCUAGAGAGGUUUGUUUCUAAAAAUUUGCCCUAUUUGUAUAGUUUAACAAGACUUUGUUUACUGUCUGGGCAUUACCAAUACAUUUCAUUUUAUUGUGGUUAACACUUAAGACAUUUCUUUAUUCCCCUCCGUAGAAUCAUGGAUCUGAAAUGGUAAGAGAGAGAUCUCAUGACCUUUAUUAGUUUCAUUAGCAAUAGAAGGCAGUUGCUGUAUAAGCAUACUGGCUUUCCUCAUCCUCAGAGUUGGAAUCUAAUUCUUAUUCUCCAUUCUUUGUUCAGCUAAGUCAUAGGAUUUGUUUCCUUGGUUUCUUAGAUAUAGACAUAUAACGACUAUUCCCAGCCCUUACUUGCUUUCUUGUUUUGAAGCAACUUUUCAUAUCCACUGUGCUUCAUGAAAUUGCUUCAUAGCUCUGUUUUGUUUUUAUUGGGACAAGUGUCCAUGUAAUGAUCAGCAAAACCAUAAUUGUCACUCUUGAGGGAAAUACAAGCAGAAGGGCUAACCAAGUGGGCGUGGAAAAGCAUAAAUUGCAAAUUUUUGCACAAAUAUUGCUCCACAUGAGGGUUGAUGAACACUAGAAGAACACAAAUAAGGAGAACGGCUGUGCCCUUAUCUUUCUGUGCCUUAGAAGCAUGUAUAAGCAUCAAAAGUGAGGUGGAUUGUCAUCUACAGGGGAUGUACUCCAUGUAUAAUACUCCUACACGUUGCAUUCCCCUGAGCAUUACUAACCUUCAGUACAUAAAUGCGUUUUGACCCACCUAAAGCCUGUUUGUGUGUGUACCUGCUAUAAGCUGCUGUUUUCUGCACAGCUUUCCAAGAGUCCUUAGGUAGAAUAGGUAGAAAUUUUAGGGAGGACUGUAGAUGUAUGUAGUUUUGAUGGAAGCACAUUGUUUUGUCAGGGAAGAGUAAAGUGAUGUGGCAAUGCCCACCUGGCUCAGCAGAGUGAGGAACGGUUAGAUCUCACCAUGUCACUUCUUUUGGAGCUUGGGAAGCACAGUGGACCCUCCAAGGUAACAGUCUGAAAAAUAACCCCAUUUCUAAUCCAUAUUUUCUCCUCUGAAGAAUCUCUCCACAACAAGAGUAUGUGUGGAAGGCUCUACCACAAAGCCCAGCUGCUCCCUCCCAAAAUUUUGGGGAGAAGGAUGAUAAUCUGUCACAUUUGGAAGGUCCCUUCAUUGCCCAGCCCUGUAGCUCAGGUCUGAGUUAAACACCUUCAGCAAAAUGUUGCUGAGUCUAGCAGCCUUGUGUCAGACUCGUUUUGCUUUCGAAAUGUCUGGCAAGAUUUGAUUUUUGCCUUAUUUUCCCAGACUAGUGUCCUUCUAUCUUGUGUCCUGAAAUUAUGGAUUUCUGUUAAGUAGUUUAGCUAUUGAAUCCUGUAUCUUUAGUGCUCGAGUGUCUUAGGCAGAUAAAUCGGGUAUGUGUUCACCUCUCAGUUGGAAGCUGGCACAUAGCUUAGGUGAAAGAGAAAUGACCCUAAAGAUGCUAAGCUGUUUGAAGCCCUUCUGAUAAAUGGGAUCUUUUUGUGAUGAGCUAUCCUCACUUUCUUUGGCUGGUUGGCCUAAAAACUUUGUAUAUACAAGCACAUUACUCAUUGUUUACUGGUCGUGGUUGUAAGGUUGUUUAAUUUUGCAAUAGUCCCAUCUAAGGGGUGAUUCUUGCAUUGCAUGAAAGGGAGACUAAGUGAGCUUUUCAUUUGCUUUGUAUAACUUUGUCCCUGUGGAAACAUUGGAUAGCCAGCACAUUUGCCAUAAGACCCAAAGUGCCAGAUUUGUGGCUUUCUGGACAUGGAAGUUCCAGUCAUUCCAGAGAAGAAUGAGAGGACUGGCAUGGAACGAGACUAAAAGAAACAUGAGAAAGAAUAUAGGUGUGGGGGAGAAUGGGGCUUUUCUUUUUUGGCACUAAAUCUCAAAUAUCCCCACCAUCUCCCUCUCCCCUGCUCCCACUCAGAUAUUGUUUAUUCUUUCCACCUGUGUUCUUGCCACCUUCUUGUUCAUGCGUCUCUUUUGUUUAUAUUUUUCCACUUCUUUUUUCAUCUGUGGAUUCUUUUUGUUCUACAUCAUCUUAUUUUUCUUCUGUUGUUCUCUCUGUCCCUUUCCCUGCUCUUUCCAUAUCACAGUCUCUUACCUGCGUCCUCAUGUAAUCAAAAGCAAAGAGGAAGAGAUGGCUUGUGGCUCAUUCAGUUCUGCUGCCUCAGUUCUGCUCUCAAGCUCUGUAGUAAAGCCUUGUGGUAUAUGCAGUGUUUUACGGGUACAGCAGAUCCACAUGGCACUGACUGGGCUGGGCAAGCAUUCUUGGAGUGGAAAAGCAAAGAUUUAUGAUGGCAUUGAUCACAGUGCUAAAAUAAACUGCCCUCCCUUCGCCAGAGGAAUACAAGUUUGUAAAUGUCAGUUUUUUAUACACAAAAUGAAGGCCACCGACUAAGGAAGCCAGCUGCCUAGUUUAGGCGUUCAAGAUCUGAAAAUGGCAAGUCUUCAAAAUCAAAAAGACUGAUAAAGUCAUUUAUAUUACAGCAAACCAUGUCACAAGUCAUUUGACUUUUUCUCUUACAAACAUCAUUUAUGUCUCAGGCCUUCUAAGGCCCAAAUAACAUCUGAUACUCCUUAGGCUGAGCCGGCUUUAAUAGGGGUAGGUUCCUGUUUCCACUUACAGCGUACCACUUAGAACUCUAUUUGCGUCGUGUUUACAGGCUAUAACUGUUACUUAUUUGUCAUUUUUAUGGUAAUAGAAAAUAUUGUUUGUCUGUGAUUUAGUCAAAGCCAGGCUGUUGAAUAGUUCCGUGUCCACAGGAGCAGCAGAGAAAAAGUGACCCGAGAUGGACUUCGACUCUUUACCUCAUUCAUUUUUCUCACAUGGCUUCAGUUGUGCAGGUCAUGCAGGUCAGUGGGCAUGAGUGGGGAUGCAGGUCCCUUGCCGUCCGUCCCAACCAGUGCUGCAGCAGAGUGUUGCUCCAUAUUUCUCACACACUUUGCGGAUGAGCUGCAUGCAAUUUUUCUUCCCUUUUGCUUUAAAAGAGGCAACACUGCAGUGUGCACUGUCUGAAAAGACACAGCUUUGCCUUUUUUUGCCCUUUCUUUUUUUUCUGGUCCUCUCAUUUUUCUUCAUCCCCUCCCUUCCGCUCCCAGAUUUCUGUUCAAAUGUUUUUACCAGGUGCUUCAGGUACAAAAAUAGUUAAUUGCAGCUAGAAAAUAUGAAAGGUGCAUGAAUUCUCAAGUCUCAUUAACAAGGCCUAUACAGACUUGAAAGGGGAAGGUGAACCAUAGCCAAAGGUCAGAAAAGCUUUGUCCUGCUCCAGACCUUGCAGGGAAAGUGUUCAAACACCCCCAGCCUGAACAAGUAUAAAUAACCCCCAGGGCUCACUGCCUCAAGUGACUGCACCUUAAUUAGGCAGCAGGGCUCUUCUUCCCCCUAGUGGCUGAUUACACAGGAACUGUUUUGUGCAAGCAUUUCAUUGGGCUGCCUUUUUAACUUUCCAACCUAAUUUUCCUUCCAUCCACUUUUUUUUUUUUUUUUUUUUGCUAUGUUUUUUAACUUCCUCAACUUCUCCUAAUGUCAUCUGCCAUUAUUUGGCUUGUGAUUUCAGGAAGCAGGAAAUUAUGCUAUGGAUCAAUAAUACCUUGUAUCUGCAACACAGCAGUAGGAUUUAAGGUUGGAGAGGUUUUUGCACAUAUUCCACCCAUGCAAGCUAGCUAGAUGUUUCCUGCAAUGUUCACAGUAAGGGCUAAGGAACAAGAGCUUUUCUUUAUUUAUCAGCAUCCCUGUUCGUAUUGUGACUCCUGGAGUAUGAACAGAUAUGAAUAUCCAGAAAUGUUAGACACCUCAAAUCAGCUGGCUUGUUUAAUGUCCUUGAGAUAAGAACUGAAUUGCCUGGCUUUACAGAUCAAGCAAAUACCAUAUGAAAUGCAGUGUAGUACUUCUUAGUGACAGUGGGGAAAAAAAACUUUAUUUUCCCAUGCAGUUCUUAUUAGCAGCCUAGUAAAGGGAGAUAAUGCAUAUAUUGGGUAAAACUCAUCAGCUGUGCUAGUUCAAGUCAGACAUAAGCCACUGUAGUGUCAAGUUCUUCUGAGGUUCCCUUGGUAUAAAUAAAAGCAGAAUUUUGCAAUAAGAAGAUAAUGUAUGUUAUCUAACUUGAGCAUCAGAGUACAUGGUUUUUAUUCCCAGUUUUGCCACUGACUGUGACUUUGGGCAAGUUGUUUAACUUUGUUCUUCUUCCAGCUGAUUUGUGAAGCAGAUCUAGUGAUGUUUAAGUAGCUCAUAGACUGGUUUUAUAGCUAUAUUAAAGGUGAUAAAAAGAAAAGUGCAAAGGAAAUCUAUGAUGACACUAAUGGUGUUACUCUGGUAGAUUAAAAUAAGUAAGAAAGGAGACUGACAACCCAGUUGCACAUUAAUGGGAUCAUCCUUUGACUUUUGAAUGGGAAACCAAAAUCUUACUUUAGAAUUGCAACCAGUUUAUUAUGUGUCGUAGUUUCCAUUGCUGUGUAUAUAAAAUGAAAGUUGGCCUAUAUAGUAUGACAUGACUACAACUCGCAAGUUUGUAUCAAUUUCUAAUAUUUUAAGUAUUCAUGACUUUUCAAGGUUAUGUUAUACAUUUAGAACAAAUGCACUUAAUACGCAGAAUUCCUGUUUUUAGAAAAUAUUUGAGGGGGCAUGGGAGACCACAUCCUUUAAAGCACAAAUUCACUCCGUUUGUAUUAGCAGUACUUUAGGAACAACAAAGGCAUUUUCAUUCACAGACUUGUACCUUUACACAUCCAAUGCUGUAUCUAACACGUGACUGAGAGACUGGGGGUUCUUUUUGCUCAAGUAUGGAACCUUUUCCAAGCUACAGUUGAAGGCAUUUGCUGGAGACUUCUGAAAAUUGGUUGUUAUCCUUUUUUGACUGCAAUGGGAUCAUGAUUAACAGAAACAACAGAUGUAUCUUGCAUUGCUGAGAAUUUUUUUAUUUGCAUCUGAAACUGGUUUGUUUGGUCAGUAACCCAAUGACUGCAAUGCAAAACUUUCAUCAGGGUAAGACCUCCUUGUUACAACUGUAUCCUUUUUCUUCCAUGUCUGGGUUGUAUUUUUUUUAAUUAAGUUACUGAGCUGUAGAAUGGCCUGCAUUCCUUCUAUUCCUGUAAAAGUGAAAUGACUGACAGCUUUUCAGUGGCACAUGGUCAUUUACUGGAAGAGGAAAGGGCAAGAUAGGAUCCUACCAAAUUUUUCACGCAUUAUAUAUAAGAAAAUACUGUUGAGCAUGAGAUAACUGUCUUGUCAAGCAGUCUGUUACUGAUCUAGUCUGAUUUUAUGUAGAUCUGCACAAAUUAAGCUAAGACAAAAAAUCUAGCAAGAGUAGAAUAAUGUGUGAGUUUAGAAAAGUUGUAUAGUACAAUUAAGAUUUUCAUCAGAUAAAAGUAAUUUAAUUUCCCUCCUCUCAUUCUGUACUUGUCACAGCCAAAGACAUACCUUUGAACAAAAAAGAGCUUUUUUUUUUUUUUUAAUUUGCUGUAUUAAGCAAUUUUAAAAGUACAAAAUUGCUGCUAAUGGGAAAGCAAAAUGAAUCUGGGAUUUUGAGCUAGUGCAGCAUUCGUGCAAGUAAUUAGCCUGUACAAAAGGAGCAUUCAUCUUGAAAUGACAGAUAAGCACUAAGGACAGGACUGAAAACUGUAAAUAUGUUAGCACUUUAAGUGAGAGCACAGCUCCAGCACUUGUUAGACUCAUCAGCUGCUGUAAACAAUAUGGAUCUUUGAAAUGAUCUCUGCUGAGAUCUCUGCACUUUAGAUAAUGAUAUAGUUGUUCAUUUUUACUUCUUCUGUUUUCUUUUUUCUGUCAGAAAGUACUUUCCGCAAAGAAUAGGCUUGUGCUGCUGCCAGCACACACUUCUCUUUCUCCAUGAGCAGCCCCAGCGAGGGCUGUGGAGUCACUGUGGGGAGCAGAGAACAAGCCUGCGGAGCUGGGCUCUGCCUCUCCUGAUUGAUGCACAAGCAAGGAACAGUAUGUACAGCCGCAGCACAACUUUCCUCUCGUGGCUGUGCCUCUACCCAGGGCCAGGAAAGGCUCUUUGAGGUCAUCCAAGCUUGGUUCACAGUUAGGACACUUCAAGUACAGUUAUAAAAGGCAUGCUGUUCAGGUGGUGGUGGUAGCAGUUUCUCUAGUGUAGCUUUGCAAAGGGUUAACAGUGACUGAGCUGUAACAAUGGAGGGUUUCAUGUUGUGCAGACUGCAUACAAUAGAAAUUAAUUUGAAACCAAUAAAUGCACUUUGCAAAGGACACUAUAAAAAGCUUGCAUACCACAAUAACUUGCAAACACUCACUGACCUCGGUGAGGUUCUGACUGGUGACCUACAAGUUAAAAGCUCCAUGAGCCAUUUGAAUCUCAGCUAUUCAUCUCUUCUCUCAGCUUGCUGUCUUUAAAUGAAAGGCCAGAUCCUCAGCAGCAGGAAUUGGCUCAAUUCUUAGGAUCGGCUGAAUCGUGAAGCACAAAGUAUUUUUUCUUCAGUUGUGUCCCACAUUGGCUAGAUUUCCCUCCUAAGUGUUCGACAUUAAUCUAGUAGUUUUAUUGAUUCCUGUGGAAUAUAUGAGAAACAGAGGUGCAGAAGGCUUGCACGACUUGUCCAGGAUUAAUAUUCAGGAGCUGAGGUAUCCAGCUGCCUUCCUUAGAGUCACAGAAGUUGUGCUGGGAAGAGCUUUCCCCCAUAAACGCUUUAGGAGCAGUGGGUUAGAAAGUUCUCAGGAAAAGGGAGUGGAGGGGCUUGGAAAUGGGAGCCUCAAGAUGCAGCUCACUGGGGGCUUUGUGAAAAAGGGGAAAUGGGCCGGGACAGCGAAGUAGAAGCAGGAAUGGUAACUGGCUCGGUGGUGCAAGGCGAGAAUGUCUCUCCGGAGGGAUUCAGUGCUGUUCACCCUUCCUGCAGAUAAAAAAGACAGCUUGUGGACAAGCUCACAAACCCUCUCACCUACCCAAAAUUUGGGAGUGAGGAAGUGGAGUCUGUCUAGUGUGCUGUACUCUGCAAGCUCUCAGCUUUAAAGAUAACCCCUGGGGCAGGACGGUGCUAUAUUAGAUCUGGGGCUGUGAGCCAGCCAAACUCUGCUGCCACUUGAUGACUCACUCACUAACUGCACUUUUAAAUCUAACUGGUGUUUUCAGACACAACCAGCUAUUAUUUUGGGCACAGUCAAUUAUAAAAUGUGCUCUUUUUCUAUUUACCAAAUGAAUAGAAAUGCAUUCUUAGAAGAUCUCCUAAAGAAAAAGAUGCCUCAGAUAGAUACCUUUAAAAAUUCCUGCUGGCAGUGCUGGGUGGCAGGUUUAGAUUUUGCUCAUUAAAAGAGGUAGUGUGAUAUUACUGUAAUCAAAGGCUCUUUCAUGGUUCUGGGGCAAGUGGGGCUUAAUAACCCUUGAUUUUGGUUUUGUAUAGAAAAAUGUCAGGCCUGACAGGUAGCUUACAGUGGUGAUGAGUGUGACUUUUGACAUUUAACAAGAAUAGUUUAUUCCCAAUAAAUUUGUGUAAGUUGGUGCCUAUAGGUUUUUCUAUGCAAUAAAUGUAAUUGCAGUACACGGAUUGUGCGUAUGAAGAGGUUUCUGCUUACAGAGAUGUUUUAAUGCUAAAGAGAACUGUAUUUACAGUUUCCCAGUGGUUUCUGAGAGAUAGAAGCCAAACUUUUUGGGAGCAAGGGGAGCAGAACAAGUACUCUCAUGUGAUUAGAGUUUCUUUGUAGAAAUCUCUCUGGAUUCUGUGUCCAUGGGAAUCCCACAGUUGAGAUUGAGGUUCUUCUUGCUGCUGUUAGAGCACAUAUGGCAACAAACUGGCUGUCCCAUGGGUCACACCAGGCUUCCCAGGUUUUUAAGGAAUCAAGAGCUUUCUAAAACUUUGUAGCAAUAUGUAUCCAGCAUUUAAAGUGCUUUUUUAGGAACAGGACUCAAAGGACAGUUUUAAUGGCAGAAAAACAAAUAGGAGCAGUAGUUUCUCACCCCUGCUCAUUUUCAGAGCUGGAGAAGAGACGGUGCCCCUGUUUUUAACAAAACAGGACAAUAUCAUCAGCAGGUCAGUUUCCGAGUUUAGUCAUUUGCAGCCUCUAAUUUGGGAAAGAAAAAUAACUUUCUGGAACAGUAUGCUAGAAAGGUUGCUAAGUGUUCAUAGCCAUUGUGGCACUGGAGCAUGGCAAAGAAUGCAUUUGAAAGAUGAGAGGAAAAGGAAAGUCUCCUCAGCCAGUGCUGGAAAUAGGGAAAGAAUAAUUAGAUGGAGAAGAGUGAAAUGAUGCAAAUAGUUUCAUUUUCUUUGUGGAAUAACCUUAAAGCAAAGUGUCGGCAGAAAUUGUUUCUAUGACAAAAUCCCAGCUAGAUACCCCUAGAAUUCUAAAACCCACCAACUGGCGAAAUGAACGGAGAGACGCGUGCAGAUUAAUUAGGUUGAAAAAAUGUUUUGACAGCAUAAGCGAACAUAUGGAAAGAAUUGAGAGAACCUGAUCGAGUUCCCCAUGUGUAAAUGAUGCCUUAGCUGUAGCUCAUAAAGCAAAUACAGAUGCAAAAAAGAGGAAAAAAAGCCCUCUUUCCUAUCCCCUCCCCCCAGUAAACCCCAAUCCAUUGCCAGAUGGCAAAUAAAAGUUUGAACUCAAUGACUAAAUGCAAGGAAAGCUGUAUGUUCAGCAUGAAUGUGAAAAGAAAUCAGCUGAAUAAAUCUGAAUUUUGCACCUUGAAGGAAGUGGUGCAGUUAAACUAAAUAUUGUGUCAAGUACACAGCAGAGCGUCAGGAUAUCCUGUGCGGAUGCUUGUUCUUCAGCUUCUGCGUUUAUGCUCCCCUGUCCAAAUGACUCCUCCUGCUUUCUGUCCACCUCAUUUCUUUUGUUGUGCAAGUUAGUGUGGAAACACAUACCUGCCCUACCUGCCCUGCCUGCCCUGAAGCUUUUAUCACCUCAAGUGGAGGGUAAAAGGGCAUAUAAUGCAAGCAGAAGGCCAAAAAGAAGUCAAAGAAGCAAAUAACUCAUUCCAGGUUGUGCAGCAGAGCAGCACUCCCAGACUUAGUUCACUCCAUCAGUAGCAGCGAUGAAUAUGGAGAGGUCUGAUUUAGCUCAUGGCUGCAGGGCAGUGCCCUGCAUCAGGAUCUGCUGUAGGAAUCUGCUCUCUUGACUCCCAGGUGAGCUUAUUUUCUGUGAAACAGAGCUGCCUGUCAACAUAAUGUUUCCAAGCCUAAAAAGUGAGUUAAAUCAAUAUAUAGUCAUGUGGUUUAUAUGGACAAACCUUCUUAGUCUGUUGUGACAACGAUGCUCUGUGAUUUAAUGAAUUUAUUCCACCUUGCGGGGGUGAGAGACCAGUGAGGAGGCAGAGUGUGCCCCAGGUUGUAGAAACCAGCCUGGUGGGCAGGCUGGAUAGACCUCUGUGCUGCUGUGGUUGCUCCUUAUCCCUAUCUGUGUGAGCUGAAUUUAAAGCUAUCUUGGAUUGUCAUACACAGACGUUGUGAAGUGGACACAUGCUUCAUGAAUAAUCUGUCCAAGCCCAUGUCAGGGUAAGUGUGGCUGAACUGUGCCCCAGCUCUGGUGCAGACUGCUCAGGUGGUGCCCACAAACUGUUGAUUCAUGGCACCCAGUGCCAGCAAUCGGUGAAACUGAAACAGGAGCUAAACACUUGGGCUCUUUCCAUUGCCUGGGUAAGCUGAAACCCCUGCUAAGCUGUCAAGUUUGCAUCCAAGCAGCUUUGGCCAUGAAGAGGUGCCAGCAAUGGAGCCCUCACAAAGCAAACUGCUUAAUUAUUUGAUAGUCAAAGGCAACUCAGGGGAGUGCGGAGUCAAAUCAACAACAAACCAACCUAUAUUUAGUAGCAGUGUGGCUGGAGCUUAGACCCAAACAUAGUUUCCAGCUGAUAGAUGAUGUGGCAGUCAUAGCUGACCCUCAUCCCAUGCUAAAUUUGGUCUGCGGAAUAAGUAAUUAAUGCCAUCGCUAGCAUGACAAGCCACCAUUUACAACAGCUGCAUUGCCACUGCCGCUGUUCUUGUGGCUUUGUCUGUGGGCUGGCCAGCUUGGCUGAAGCACAAGCUCUGGGUGACCCUGAGCUAUGGUGGCCACAGUCUGACAGUCCAUGGAGCCACUGAAGCAGAGUAAAAGUAGGUUGACGUGGUACCUUGUCUUCAUCUACGCUUGUCUCUACUGUUAUGUGAUCUCUUUUCCAUUUGUUCGUCUCUGAUACUGAGGAGUGAACACCGUGCUCCUGUGGUACAAGGCAGAUUGAGUGAUAUGUUAAUGAGAGAAGAUGGGCUGCAGUAGGACUGAGAGCUCCCUGUACCAUCCACAGAACAAACUUAGGGACAAACCUGGAGUUUACAGACUCCGUAGACAGGCCAGACCAAACCUGGGGGAAAGCAAUGGGCACAGCCUAUUUCAGAGAGAGGUAACUGAAAAUCAAAGGAGUAAAUUAUGUGUCCCAAAUAGCUCAGGGAAUCUGUUGCAAAUGUUGUGGAUCCUGAUUCAGAGCCUGAACCAGGAACCUACCUUGUUUCAGUAUUGAGAAUCCAUCCAGUUGGCCUCUGGCAGCUGAAGUUGAGUGGUUUAGGGGUAGAAUAAUGUUGGACUUCUUCUAAGCUACCUAUCUGAUUUCCCUUCACCACAGUAACAGUCUUUAAUAAACAAACACGUAAAAUAUUCCACUUAGAUGUGCCAGGACUGAUAUCUAACGCAUGGAUAGUGAGGUUUGCAAGGCCAGUGACUUUUCCUCGAAGACAGACUUGAACUGAAGUCCUGAGCUGGUGUCCUGCUCACUGGACCCCUGUCCUUCUGUCUUCUCCCUCCUUCUCUGUGGUCUCACAGACAGGCAGAAACACUCACUCUCUUUGAGGUUUGAUACGAACACAGAAAUCGAUGUUGGAACAGAGCAAAAGGAAAAUACAAGCUUGUGUGAAAUUUUCCACCUUUUCACUAAAUGAAUGAAAGCCAAAUUUUCACACUUUGGUCUUAGGUGUGAAAUUUUUGCUCAGCUCUCAUAUUUAUCCAUAAUGUGUUUUAAAACUUGGCUUGCUCCAUUGAGAAUACCAGAGAGAAUUGAGUUACAGAUUUUGGGCUUUGUGCAUGCUGCCAAGAUCUGCCCCUAUAACUCAAAUAAAUGUAAGGGGAGAAAACAAAAACACUAGAAAAAUACUGUAUAUGGUCCAUCACAUGCUUUCUUUAUGCAGUCAUAUACCACUAAAAAGUAAUGUUCUGCUAGGGCUCCGUUACAUAAAUGCAUCCAUGUAACUCCUGUAAGCAUAGAUAAGAUUAAUUUUUCAACUCCAGGCUAUCAAGUAAGCAAUCCCUAAAUAAUAACCUAUAAGAGAACAGCAGCCUUGCUUGCAAUUCUUAGAAAUUUUAAAAGUAUUUCUCCAACAUCAGCAUGUCAAGAAAUCUAUAUCUGAAUAUAUCUGUGACUGGACUUCUUAAAUGAUGUUAGUUAGCAUCUGUUAGUCUCAGGUUAUGUGUGUGGAAUAGCGAUGAGUGAGAGAGAGGUUCUUCACUCUUGAAGAACAGUAAAAAAUAUUACAUAUAACAUUAUUUACUUGAUUUGUUAUGAGAACCUAGAAGUGUAAAGGAAGUCAGCCUGUUAGUUCGAAGAUACUUACACCUUCUGAAUUCUGCAAAUCAGAACAAAUCUGGUGGGGAAGGAUGUUCCUACGUGUCAGUUUGUUGUGAAUAGGGUAACUUUUAAAUUAUUUUCCUGUGAUGCUGGAUCUGGGACAGCAGAGCUGUGCAAAAACACCAGUCAAGUCUGGCCUGAGUGGGAGUCUGCGUGAUGUUUUCAGGGUAACAAACUCAAAAUUUGUGUUUCAAAGCCCUGUAUGGUUCAGAAACUGAGACUCAAUUUCUCUGCACACACUCAUGUCAUUCUCAGGAAUAUGAGAAGCACAUUUGUUGGUAUGGAUUUCUCAUGACGUUUGGCUGUAAGCGUCGCAGCAUUUGAUCACUUGGGGCUUGUAUUGCCACAAUAAAAAUGAAUGUUAUUUCCUACCUUUGCAUAAGUACUAAGAUGAGGUGAAUUAACAGCUUCAUCUUGGGAAGAGUAGUAAGCCAUGCAUCUCAUUCCAGCUUGUUCUGAGAUUCCUGAAUUAGUCACGUUAUAACUUAGAGCUCCAAACUGGUUUACAACAGGGUUAUUUUUCAUCAUUCCCAUCACUCAUAGGCCAUUCAUGGUGCAACAGAACCAUGGCUGUCACUGGACAAGCCAUAAAGCAGCAGCAUUCUCAGAGAAUACUUACUUAAUUUGUAUUUGAGUGCCUCUCUUGGUUUUCAUGUUGUCUGCAGAUCCUCCCUGCCAGCGGCUGGCACAGUGUUGCUGUAGCUGGACCAUGGUAUGGCCACAAGAUUUGGGGAGCUUUGCCGUCUGCUUUUGUGUGUGCAGCCCAAAUGCUUUCAGCCACUGGAACUGGACAGUGAAACUUUAGGUGAUAUGUGGUUGUUUUCACUGUUCAUGCUGGGUAAAAGUCCAAAGCUGUCUUGGAAUUCUUGAUAUAAAUGGGGAAAACACAGCUGGGAAAUUGUGUUUUGCCUUAAUGCCUCAUCCAUUUAACUUUAGAUACAAUUUUUAAAGUACCUAAAUAAAGCAAAAUCGUGAAUUCUUAAGGGGACUGAUCCUCCCAGCUCAUUAAUUUCAAUGGGAUUUAGUUAAUUGACUUCCUUACCUGAGGCUAAUGUCCCUAUAUUGGAUUUCUCAUUCGAUGUAUACUUUUAGGGGCCUGCAUUCCAUUAAUUUCCAGUAACAUUCAGUCACAUCAGUCCUUGAGUGACUGCUGAAAAUCAGACUCAGGGACUGUUCCCGAGUGGUGUGAUCUUCCAUGGCUCCCUCUGUGGUCCUGAGGAUGAUAAGCAGGAUCCUGCUGGGAUGCCAGGAGCUGGGAUUUCCCUGGCUUUCCCAGGGUUUUCCCAGUUUUUUUCAGGGUUCCUGGGAGAUCUGCUACCUGUUGAGGCCCCCCGAUAUCUUAAAUUCAUCUGCUGCCCUGGAUGAUGCUGAAGAGCAGCAUUCAGCCACCAGUACCAAAUGAAUUGGAACGAGGACUGACCUUCCCAGCUGGGUCACCCUUCCAGCAAAUGGCAGCUCGUUCUGAAAUACUAGUUGGCCCUGGAGAAUUUGGUUCCCUGGGCCUGUGAUCCUUCUGUCCCGGGCAGGGUAACCCUGUUUGACCAACUCUCUCCAUGGUCAGCAGAGUGUUUACUGGCUUGUAUCUGUCUCAGCUUUGACACUCUAACAAAAGGUUAGAAAUUAUGAAUGCAUCCCUUUAUUUCUGCUCCACAGUGCCUCUCUUUUUUUCUGUGUAAACCCUUCACUUGCCUCUUGCCCAGCCUUUAGAAAUGAUGAUCAAAUGUGAACUUUUGGGGUUUAUUUAUAGCAUAGCCUUUAUGGAUAGAGAGAAAAGAAAUGAUUAAAAAGCAAUUUUACAAAAUAUUUUGUUUUAAGAGAGAAUUCAUUGUGUUUAAUUCACUGUAUUCAUUGUAUGUCUAGACUGGCAAAGAAGAUAGAGCGUCAUUCAAGUUAAGAUUGUGAAAUUCUUGGUGACUGGAAUUAUGGAUUUGGAUGUCAACCCUCAAACAAACUAUUUCUGAACAGCAGUAUUAUCACUUUACUAUAUUUAAGGCUUUGUUGCAGACAGAACAGUGCACAAGGUUGAUCUGAUUCAGUAAUGCGAUUCUAAUGUUCCUUUGUUUCUGAUUUCAUUAUAAAUUCGUAUUUUCAAUGUUCUGUUCCCUUUUGUCCCCAGAAAAUUGUUGAAAAGACUCUCCUCUGGGAGUAAAGUUUUUGUUCAAACUAACAAUGACCAAACUGACUUUAAAAAACAAAAAAACACACAACCAAAAUGCAAAUUAAGAGAGGGAAAUAAUUUAGGAUAUUUUUAACAACGCAGAAUGAGUGAGUUGUUGAAGAUUGCUGGCAACAACAUGUUAUUCCACAUGACCGCGGUAAUUGCUGUGAGACCUUAAUGCUGUGGAUUCUCAAAGAACUGUGUAUUUCCAGUAGAUUUAAAAAUAUAAAAGUAUUUACCUGAUAAACUGGAAAGUUUGCUUGGGCAUCUUCCUCCUUAGCUAAAUGUGUAUAGAUAGGUGAACCAGCAAAAGAUAAGCAGCAGCUAAGCCCUGUUCCCUAGUUUAGGUCAGGCUUUGAGGGAGUAGUUUUCUUUAGGAACCUGUCCUGCUGCUGGCCCCAUCGUAGAUUCUUUUAGGUUGCAAAAGACCCUUCAGAUCAUCAAGUCCAACCAUCACUUCAGAGCAGCAGCUCGCUGGCUGCCCACAGAGGAUGGGGUCUCUGUGCUGGGGGUUUCAGGUCUGGGAACACUUUACAGGGAGCUCAGGAGGUUUUCAUCAGCCCUGUGGAGACUUGGCUGGUGGAGUCGGCAUUGGUGUCUCUUCUGUCUUGAACCAGCAUGAAGAGACCUGGAGUUAGAUGAGUAACAGCAUAAAAAUAAAGCCUGAAGAUAUGUUUAUCUGAAAAGGCUGGCUUAUUUCCCAAAGAAGCAGUGAUGCAUUUUUCAGCACUGGAAGUUGUAAGAGGCCCCAGAACAAAGCAGAACAAAGCUGUGUAGAGUCUCUAUGGCGGAAGCAGAAUGUGUCCUGGGAACAUCACUGUCUGUGGCUGUUCUCUUAACACUGCCCAGAACAGGGCAGCAGCAGACAGGCCCUGUGUGUGUGCACAGAGGGGGUGAGUAGCAAAGUUUGGCCCUCCCUUUCAUUUAUGUGACACCUGAGAAAAAAGUGGAUUUGUCUUAGUUUGGGUUUAUUUUUGUGUGCCAUCUCCAGGGCAACUCAAAAAGAGACGUAAAGCAGCGAGCAGAGAGCAAGGUGACUCUUCCCAUUAGUAAGAAUGCUUUAGGGACUUGGCCUUUGCCUUAUGUUUUCUGUAAAACAUAACUAUCUGUAAAAGCAGUAUUAAUGUAAUAGAGGGAAUUGUCUUUUACUUUGAGGUUUUAUUUUCUGUGCGCUCAUUCUUUUUUGGGGUAGCCUCUAAAUACAGCUGGCCAUGUAAGGGAGCAGUAAAAGACAGGCUGUUGUAAACAGGAGCAAUGCUUGAGCUAGUAUCACCUGUUAAAGAACAGGGAAUAAAUGCCCAUUUCUCUUACUGGGAAAUACACCAACCUUUCCAUGCCAGUAUUUUGAUCUGGCUGGUGUGCAGAGACUCUGUGCCAGCAGGCUCAUGUGUCCCAGAGGAAAGAACACACUAUCUCACUGGAAGUGUUAUUUCAAGGGUGUUUCUUGGGAAAUCAAAGUCUGAUCAACUUCUGCACAUAUGAAAUAGUGUGAGUGAAUGAGUGCACAGAACUACUCCCUGCUGUUUCAUCAGAAGCCCUAGCAGAGUAAAAUCCUGACUGCGCCAUCACUCGCUGUGCUUUUUACUUCAGUAGAGCUAUGUUUUUAUCCGGUAUUAACCCCCUGAAGUUGACAAAUGUAGAAGGUAGGUGUUCCACGUUCUAGUAGUGUAUUUGGACCAGCAUUAUAAAAGGACACGUUGAUGCUGAAUGAUGAAGCACACAUGUCCAGAACAUGCCAGGUAAUACUGCAGGUUUAGCCUGGCAGGCAAAGCUGGGGCUGCCAGUGGCGCUGGCACACGAGUGGCAUCCUGGGCACCUUGUGGCUGGCUGAGCAAACACUGCUGUGCACAGGAGGAGUAUCUGCUAGCUUCAGGGGCAGCCCACUUACCUCCUGGCAUUUAGGUCAUGAUCAGGUUUCUUAACACAGGGAAAAUGGAAAACUAGGUACAGUCUGCCAGUCAUCUUGCUUAUCCUCAGAGCCUCCCUGCCUGUCCUGGGCCAGUGAGACUGUGCUUACAUUCCUCACGUACAUUGUAAAGUUCUAGUAGAUCCUCAGCUGUAAAAUGCUGGAUUAGUGGGAAGCAAAGAUUUUACUGCAGCAGAUAUUACAGCCUCUUAAAUCAUCCAACCCUUUUAAGAAUUCAGCCAUAGCAGUUGACUAGAUGGCUUCCAGCAGCAACACAGGCUGAGUGUUCUCCAGGGGUCAUCCCAAUAUUCUCAAAGUGUUGUGCUUUAGGCACUAACAUUAAAACAGAUUUAGGGUCUUGCCUAGAAACUAUGAACAGAUUUAGUCAGACACCAAUUCCUGCAUCCUGAUCUUUUAUGUUUGACACUGUUCCAUCUGAAAGCUAUUGCUUUAAUGCUCCUCGUGAAAUACCUUCCACUGAAAACAGCCUAUGCCUGCUGCCUCCACCCUUGCCUGAGAGCUUGACUCUCUGUUAACAUUGGUGAUUAGUGUCUUGUUCCAGCAGGAUUGCUGAGGAGAUUCCACAGAAAAUCAGAAUCUCACAGAGCUCAGAAAAGGAAUCAAAUUAUUUGGUUCUCUCCUUUCCACAUGAGACUGUCCCAGAGACUCCUUUUGCAGGGGAUUCUGCAAGAUCCCUUCGUCUGACUUGGCUUUGGCCAAAAGCGGUGCAGGAUCAAAGUCUAUCUCUGACACCUUUGUACUGGAAUGGGAGGGCAGCUGUGGGCUCUGUAACAGGACUUUGCAAGUUACACUUUGCUUCUGGAGCGCGCUCGAGUCCUCCCUUGCUGCAGGGAAUUGAUACUUUAU